Drosophila kikkawai is the source of this 3191-nucleotide messenger RNA. It is a transcript of the gene Ptpmeg2, whose product is annotated as Protein tyrosine phosphatase Meg2. Gene Ontology annotation, molecular function: protein tyrosine phosphatase activity. Lineage: Eukaryota; Metazoa; Arthropoda; Insecta; Diptera; Drosophilidae. Gene Ontology annotation, biological process: protein dephosphorylation. The record is from RefSeq and is a predicted model, not a curated record.
GUCGGCGCGGGCAGAGCGUUCGCUGCACUGUUGAUGGCCGUUCGCCGUUUGCCGUUGUGUUCGCCGCGCGGCGAGCCGUUCAUUGUUUGUUGUCAGUCGCGUUCAUCUCAUCCCAUCUCUCGCUUCGCGUCUUUCUGUGAUGGAAUUUAUUAAUGCUAGUUCAUAGUUAUUAUUUAUUUGUUUUUGUGUGUGCGUUGUUCGUGAGUGUGCAAAAAAUGACCCAAAAUGCAGGAAACACAAUGGAAUAAGGACAAGCCGGAAAAUGGCUGCAACAACAAUGGCUACAGCCACAAGAGCAGGAGCGAAGGGAGCAGCGGUUGUCAUCAGCGUCUCUUCCUAUGCAUUGCCAAGGCUGUGAAGCAAUUCAUUGAUCUCUGCAACGACCUAGGUGCAAACUGCAGCCCGGCAGCAACCACAGCGACAGCGACAACCACGAAUACAUCUCCAGCGGCCUCAGCCUGCUCCUCCACCACCAGCAGCACGCACAACUUGAUAACAGGUGGCGCGCCACAGGCGCAGCUUCAGGUGCAAUCUUCAACGGCAACAUCAGGAUGCGGUGGCGGUGGAGGAGCCUCGCUCGAGCGACGCCCCAUUUCGCAUACGACAGCCGUCAAGUUUCUUAACGCCCGCAAGUUUGAUGUCGAGCGAGCGGUGUCAUUGUACGUGCAGCAUGAACAGAUCCGGCAAAAGGAGUCCCUCGACACCAUUAAUCCCGAUGUGGAGCCACUGCUAUCCGAGCUGAAAACCAGCAAGUUCACGAUCCUGCCUGCUCGCACAUCCAGUGGCGCUGCCAUUGCCCUGUUCACCGCCAGUCGCCACAGUCCGCUGAGCGUUUCGCACAAGACCACGCUGCAGGGCAUUGUCUACCAGCUGGACAGUGCGCUUCAGGACACGGAGACGCAACGUGCCGGUCUUGUUUUCAUCUACGACAUGAGCGGGUCCAAGUAUUCCAACUUUGACUAUGACCUCUCCCAGAAGAUUCUUACGCUGCUCAAGGGCGGCUAUCCGGCGCGCCUGAAGAAAGUGUUGAUCGUGACGGCGCCGUUGUGGUUCAAGGCUCCAUUCAAAAUCCUGCGUCUGUUUGUGCGCGAGAAGCUGCGCGAGCGAGUCUUUACCGUAUCCGUGCCGCAGUUGGCACUCCACGUGCCCCGUACGGCGCUGCCCAUUCAUCUGGGUGGCACCCUGGAGAUCAAGCACGCCACAUGGUUGCUCAGCUGCCGCCAAUCGAUGACGAAUCGUGAGGACGAGCUGGCCAACAUCGUGGGUGUGGGAUCGGGAUCGGGAUCGGGAUCUGCAGCAGCAGCAGCAGCGGCGGCUAAUGGCACCGAGACGGAGGCCGGAUCUACGGUAAUCAGCGCCGUUCACCAGCUGGGCGACAACAAUACCACCGUGGUGAGCGUGGUCAGCAAUGGCGUGGGCCCAGCAGGAUCGCCAGGAGACGCUGGCUCAAAGCCAGCUAUAAGCGGCGGCGAACCCAACGAAAACAUCACAAUAAAUGGCCUAAGUCCCAGCCACCAGCGUCAGGUCAACGGCAGCAACAGUGUCUCCACAGCUGUCAAUCCACUCAAACUCAACACGAGUGGAGUGGCGGAAAAUAGCAGCAGCAGCGGCACAACCAAUGCCGCUGCCACGGCCACAACCGGAGGUGGAACAGCCGGAGCGGGCAUAGCGGCAACAGCCGCCGGCGGAGGUGGAACCACAACCAAUGGCGGCGGUGAGUUUUGGUCAGAGAAUCCCCCCAGCAGCGCCUCGUCCGGCUUCAGUGAUGACGACAGUCUGGCCGGUCAGGAGGGGGAUCCCAAGCCCAUCGAACAGAUCGUGCAAAUGGUGAAGCAGCGCGGUCGCACCGGUUUGAUCAAGGAGUAUGCGGACAUACGGAAUCGAGCGCCCGAGGGCACCUUCCUCUAUGCGAGAAUGCGACCUAAUCUGACCAAGAACCGCUACACAGACGUCCUUUGCUACGAUCACAGUCGAGUGGUGCUGGCACACGAAGACGGCGAUGAGCCGUCCGAUUAUAUAAAUGCGAAUUUCGUCGAUGGCUACAAACAGAAGAAUGCCUAUAUUUCAACUCAAGGUCCAUUACCAAAGACAUCCCCGGACUUUUGGCGCAUGAUCUGGGAGCAACAUUGUUUAGUUAUAGUGAUGACAACGCGCGUGAUGGAGCGCGGACGCGUGAAAUGCGGCCAAUACUGGGAGCCGACUGAAGAUAGUUCCUUAGAGUUUGGCAACUACCAUGUGCGAACAAUUAGCGUUGAGUGCAAUGAGGAUUACACGGUUGCCUCGUUGGAGCUAAGAAACAUAAAGACUGACGAAAUCCGCAAUGUGUCACAUUGGCAGUUCACCAGCUGGCCGGAUUACGGCGUUCCCAGUUCAGCCAUGGCCAUGCUGAACUUUCUGCAGAAGGUGCGCGAUAAGCAGGCGGAGCUCGUCCAUGCCCUCGGCGAUACAUGGGCGGGGCAUGCUCGCGGUCCGCCCAUUGUGGUGCACUGCAGUGCAGGCAUUGGACGCACUGGCACAUUUAUAACUCUGGACAUUUGCAUAUCGCGGCUGGAGGAUGUGGGUACGGCGGACAUACGCGGAACCGUGGAAAAGAUCCGAUCGCAGCGCGCCUACUCCAUCCAAAUGCCCGAUCAGUAUGUGUUCUGUCACCUGGCCCUCAUCGAGUAUGCAUACUCGCGCGGCAUGCUGCAGACCGUUGACCUAGCCGGCUUCGAUGAGCGCGAACAGGACUCGGAGUAGGCGUGCGAGUAGGAUUCCAAGAGGGAAACGGAAGCGGAAACGGACGACAACAAAAAAACCUUGUAUACAGAAUAAUUUGAUGUUUUUACUCUCGCAAAUCGGAGCUGUAACCUUUUUUGUACUAGAUGAGCGAUUGUUCAGAUAUGAUAUAAUGAUAAUCGUUGAGAACAGAGAAAGAGAAAGAGAUAGAGAAAGAGAAAGAGAAAGAGAAAGAGAGAGUAGAGUAACCAAUUUACGUUAAUCUAUUGUAUUUUUUUUUUUAUAUAUAUAUGUAUUAUUACACAUACCAAGCUAUAGUUUGUAUAGCAUCAUCUAUAUAUAUAUAUCUAUAUAUAUAUAUAAACAUUAUUUAAAUUAAAUUUAAACUAAAUGAAAAACAAGUAGCUAAAAAUAAAGAAAGAAACAAACAAAAUAAACAAAAAUAAAACCAGCAGGAGAAGCUGUUAACUAGA